UCGAGCCGACAUUUCAUGCAGCAGCCUACGGAGCAGAGAGGAGAGGAGAGAAGAAAAGAGCCCCGUUCAUGAGUUAAACCUCAGUGUGUUUGUUGACAAAUUUCUCGGUUGUAGGGCUGUUGUUUAGCAGUCAGUAUGGCAGUAGUCAUCAGGCUACAGGGUCUGCCUAUAGUGGCUGGCACCAUGGACAUCAGACACUUCUUCUCUGGCCUAACCAUCCCUGACGGGGGAGUUCACAUUGUUGGGGGUGAGCAUGGCGAAGCCUUCAUUGUCUUUGCAACUGAUGAGGACGCUCGGCUGGGCAUGAUGCGUACAGGUGGGGCUAUUAAGGGCUCAAAAGUGUCCCUGUUGCUUAGCAGCAAGACAGAGAUGCAGAACAUGAUUGAACUCAGCCGCCGCAGAUUUGAGGCUGGGGCAGGUGCUGGGGAGACAGCUGCACCAACUGCAGGACAUGCUCACCGACAAGCAGGCACAACCCCCAUACCUACAGUGCAACAAGGGACCGGGGGGAGAAGCAGUAGCCAUGGAAACCAAGGUUUCGGUAACAACCCAGCUUCAGUGACAGCAGCAAGCUCAUCUCAUGAGCCGCAGAGCCACAAGUCGGUUAUUAGUGUUCUUCCCAGCUUCCCUAACAGCUACAGCUCUGCCCCAACCAUCACCUCAGCUCUGGCAUCACUCAAUGCAUGCCCACCACCCAUCCCUCCACUUCCCAGCAUGCCUUCCAUGCCCCCCAUGCCAACGCUGCCCACAAUGCCAGUUCCUCCUCCAGUGUCUUCCCUUCCCCCUAUGCCCACUAUCUCCCCCCUGUCCCAAGGACCUCCAGUGCCUCCUAUGUCCCAUCUCUCCCACAUGUCCUCCAUGCCUCCCUUCAACCCCUCACUCCCUCCCCCAGGAGGAAUGGGCUCCGGCCUCCCUCUUGGUGCCCCAAACCCAAUGCUGUUCAACCCUCUCUCCCCUCUAGCCUCUCUGGGCCUCCAGGCACACAUGAAGGCUGCUGCUGCUGCAGCAGCAGCUGGAGCCGGAGUGGCCCACCCAGAUGAGUUGUUUAUCCAACUGCACAAUCUCCCAUUCACCUGCUCAGAGAUGGAGGUUAGGGAAUUUUUCCGGGGUCUGGGGGUGGAUGGGGUUCGUCUGCUGAGGGAUGGGCAGGGUCGGCCAACUGGCAGGGCUAUGGUCAAGUUCUUCUCACCCCAGGACAGCUUUGAAGCUGUCAAACGAGGAGGUGGCAUGAUGGGCCAACGGUUUAUUGAGAUAACCCCAGGCUCUGAGCGGCAAUGGGCCAGUCUCAAUGACAGCAUGAUGGGCCAUGUUCCCCACAAUAGCAGCAAAUCAAUGAACAGCAACGAGUCACAGGACCAGCAUCAACGGCGUGGCAAUGCUGGUGCAGGAGGUAGAGAUCAGCGAGCAAGGUCACGAUCUCCACAUCGGCAGGAGUUUUGUGUCUACCUGAAAGGCCUUCCCUAUGAGGCCGACAAGAAACAGAUUAAGGAAUUCUUCAAUAAUCUGUCCGUCCUGGAGGACAGUGUCUACAUUGCCUACGGGCCUAAUGGACGAGCCACAGGAGAAGGCUUCCUUGAGUUCAAAACCGAACAAGACUACAAAACUGCUCUGGGCUCUCAUAUGCAGUACAUGGGCACUCGCUUUAUCCAGGUCCACCCAAUCAACCGUAAGGGAAUGCUUGAAAAGAUAGACAGCAUUCGCAAACGUGAAGCAUCACAGGGCGAUGGCAAGAACCAGGACGGUUCAAAAGUUCCCAGGAACUGUGCCCACAUCACCAACAUCCCUUACAAUGUCUCCAAGAAGGAUGUCCGUGCCUUCCUGGAGGGUGUAGGGCUGUACGAGGACACCCUAAAGGUAUUGACAGAUAGCCAUGGUAAUGGUUUAGGUCAAGCAAUCUUCCAGCUGCGCACAGAGGAAGAUGCCCGAAAAGGUGAAAGACUCCACCGCCAAAAACUCAACGGUCGCGAUGCAUUUGUCCACCUGGUAACCUUUGAGCAGAUGAAGGAAAUUGAGAGGAACCCCCCUCCCCAGAAUAAGAGGGGACAACGCAACCAGACCCAGCCGAACCAAAAUCUAAAUCAGAACCAGCACCAGCAGUCCCAGCCUUCUCCCCAGCAACCCCAGAUAAACCCAUUUGCGGGGAUUAGCGGGGAGGAGUUUAACUUUCUCAGAAACACCAUGGGGAACCUAAACAAUGCCCCCUUUGUGAGUCCAUUCUCAGCCCCAGGGAACGGGCUGGCAGGCCCUCCUCCUCUACCACCCCUUGCAGCAGGGUUGGGAGAUGUAAAUAUGGGGAUGGCUCCUCCACUAAUUGCUGGUCUUCCUGGAGCUCCGAUCAUGGAGCCACCAGGCUUUCGACCCGGAGUAGCAGGAGGCGCUUCUUUCAACCAAGAUGGGCUAAGAGGGUUAGUGCCCUUUGACAAUGUCAACAGAAAAGCAGGUGGAGGUGGUCAGAAUAGAGGGGGGGGGGCUAACAACAAUCAAGGACGUCCAGGGGGUGGGGCUACUGGUGGGCCGCAGGCGUUCAGUCCAGGAGCUGAAGGUCACCGUAACCAGCCGGCCCCUGGAGGAUCUAGCAAUCCCAACGGUCAACGAGGUGCCCCUGGCCCGACAAUUGUAAAGCUUCAGAAUAUGCCAUUCACUGUUACCGUAGACGAGAUCAUGGACUUCUUUUAUGGCUACCAGGUGCUACAAGGCUCAGUCUGCCUGCAGUUCAGUGAGAAAGGUCUGCCAACUGGCGAGGCCAUGGUUGCCUUUCAAAACCAUGAGGAGGCCUCUGCCGCUGUCAUGGACCUCAAUGACCGACCUAUUGGAGCACGCAAAGUCAAGAUAAGCCUUGGUUAAAGCCCCACCCAAAGCAGACUCACAAAAAAGCAUGUGACUCCCAUCUGAACCGUAACCCUAACACCAUGGUGUAAUGAGGGCAACAUAAACCAUACCAUAUUCUGGUAUUAAACCAAUAGCCCAGUUUUGACCUUGCCGCUGAUUGUCAGUCAUUACUAAAGCCCCUCCAGCUUUGUAUAGAUAAUGGUAGGUAAGCCCACCCCUGACUUAAUCCAGAAUUUGUUAUUUUCUGCCGCUCCUUCACUGACUCUGCUAGCACAAACGGACUGAUGAAAAAUGAUUAUGUAUAUGUUUGAAGAUACUUUGUCUGCUUUUUUGCCCUGUUUCCAGUGCAGCCUUUUGCACAUCAUGUCCAAGGUUGUCCUGUUUUGUUAUUAUACUUAUCAUGAUUGAGGUUGACAAACAUUGUCGCUGUAUGCGCUUAAACAUGCCGCGCUGCUGAGGUUUCAAAUGUACAUGCUCUGUUGCUAUGCUAAUGCCUAAUCAUGCUCUGUUGCUUUUGAAAAAUUGAUGCUGAAAUACCACAGUGUGUUGCUAUGAUGAAAUAUGUUUCCAUGGGUAUAUCUUUACAUGCUCUGUUGCUAUGUUAAAAUCUUCACGUGCUCUGGUGCCAUGAUAAAAUAUGCUGUAGAUGAUACGGCAUUUACACCAAGGUGAAGUGUUGGUUCUCUAUUUCUCCCAUUUUCUAUUGCUGUGUUAAAAUUAUGAUUAAAAGCUACGAUGCCAUCGUGAAAUGUUUAUGCUCUGUUGCUAUGGUAAGAAUUAUACAGACCUAAAGUGUCGUCGCUAUGGUAAAAGGUUGCAACACUGCUCUGUUGCUAUAUGGAGGAUGCGUGAUGGACAUACUUUUAUUUUGUAAAUAAUCAUGACUUGGCCGCUGAAUCUUUUCUGAUGUUGCUGUGUUUGAACAAUGCCCCCUCCCUCCUUUUCUGCAGCACAUGCUCAUCGGUGUUUGGACUGCACUCGGAUAAAGUCUGUAGCGAUUUUUUGUUUGGUAGCUUUCUGUUGUACAUGUUUGAUAAUGUGUUGGAUGUUUCCACCUUCAAGCUUCUUUUUGUUUCUCUAUUGUCAGUGUGAACAAACUUGUAUGAUCGUAUAACCAUAGAUGAUGUGGGGUCUCCUUUGCUUUGGCUAAUAAAAGGACGUUCCUGCGAUCAGCUCUCUC
Messenger RNA from Trematomus bernacchii (emerald rockcod), 4009 nucleotides. It is a transcript of the gene cpne1, whose product is annotated as copine I. The transcript has 2 exons. The record is from RefSeq and is a predicted model, not a curated record. Lineage: Eukaryota; Metazoa; Chordata; Actinopteri; Perciformes; Nototheniidae. Bases 136 to 2844 code for a protein of 902 amino acids. Gene Ontology annotation, cellular component: nucleoplasm; plasma membrane; ribonucleoprotein complex. Gene Ontology annotation, molecular function: calcium-dependent phospholipid binding; RNA binding. Gene Ontology annotation, biological process: positive regulation of tumor necrosis factor-mediated signaling pathway; regulation of RNA splicing; cellular response to calcium ion.